UGCGGCCGCGAGGUAUGGGAACCGGUCCGCCGGGCCAGGCAGCGGUGCUAGGCGGCAGGGGUAGCGACGCCGCCGCCUUUCCCUUCUCCUGCCCCCGUCCCUGCUCCGCCGCGUCCUCGUCCUCGCUGGGUCCCCGCCGCCGCCGCCUCAGCCUCGGCGCUCCUCGGGUUUCUUCUCUCCAUCAAGGCCGGGCCGACCCGCAGGGACCAUCCCGGAAAGUGAGGGGUUGUUGCCGUUUCCCGCAGCUGUUGGUGGCCAUCUUUAAUCCUCCUCCUCCUCCUCCUCCUCCUGCUUUCUCCACCUCCCGCUGGCUGUCUGACUGACUGACUCUGGAUCCUCCUCUUUCCCCUCCUGCUCCUCCUACUGAGCCGGCCGCAGAAAUUGCAGCCGCUCAGCCUCUACCCCCUCCUGCUUUUCCUUCCUCUUUCCUUACUUCCUUCCCUUCCCUCGGCUUCCCGCUCUCCCCUCACUCUCAGCGGCUGCCUUCGCCCCCGUCUGCAGACAGCGCCGCUGGAUGCUCCCAGCUAGACUUCAACCCCACUCCUCUCAGUCCCUCUCCCCACUGCCUUCCAGACGCGCCUCUUCCCCGCCCCGCGCCCCUCUCUCCUCUCCGACCCCUGCCCCUCUCCGCGGCGCUCACCCUCCUCAGUCUCAGUUUCUGAAAGGACUCAGCUGAGAAAGGACAAAAGUUUCCGGAUUUCCUCUAAU
Nomascus leucogenys (northern white-cheeked gibbon) is the source of this 708-nucleotide messenger RNA. RefSeq lists its product as uncharacterized. Bases 15 to 323 code for a protein of 102 amino acids. The record is from RefSeq and is a predicted model, not a curated record. The transcript is spliced from 2 exons. Lineage: Eukaryota; Metazoa; Chordata; Mammalia; Primates; Hylobatidae.